UAUAAAAGGCUUUCCUUAAGAGGUCUUACAAGGAAAAGUGAAAAUCGUUGACAUGUCUCAGCAUCAGAUGGUAACAGAGGACUUCUACAAGUACCAGGUGUGGUACUUUGAGAUCCUGGGAGUUUGGAAGCUUCCCACUUGGGCCACGGACCAUCAGCGACGCUUUCAAUCCAUGCGAUUUGGCUUCAUCCUGGUUAUCUUGUUCAUCAUGUUACUGCUUUUUGCCUUGAAGCUGCUAGACAACAUUUCCCAAGUGCGAGAGAUCCUGAAAGUGUUCUUUAUGUUUGCCACGGAAAUAUCCUGCAUGACCAAGCUAUUGUAUCUGAAGUUGAAGAGCCGGAAACUAGCUGGGCUGGUGGAUAUGAUGUUGUCAACGGAGUUCUCAGUUAAAACUGAACAGGAAAGACAGAUUUUGGCAUCGACAAACGUGACGGUUGUUCAUAUGAGAAACUUCUAUGGACUUAUGUCUUUUAUUACGGCUUUCAUGAUGCUUCUGAUUCCCUGUUUCGGCAACUAUGAGGAGCUUCCACUGACAAUGUACGAGGUGUGCGAAAUAGAGGGAAGGAUCUGCUAUUGGUUACAUUACAUAUUCCACGCGAUUAGCUUGAUGCCAACAUGUUUCUUGAAUAUAACCUAUGAUUCUAUGGCUUUUUCAUUGCUAUGUUUCCUGAAGGUGCAGCUCCACAUAUUGGUCCUAAGAUUGGAAAAGUUGGGACCUGUGAUUGAUCCCCAGGAUAAUGAGAGGAUUGCCAGGGAACUGCGUGAAUGUGCCGCCUACUACAAUAACAUUGUGCAGUUCAAGAAUCUGGUUGAGUUAUUUAUUAAGGUUCCAGGAUCCGUGCAACUUGUGUGCUCCGUACUGGUGCUGAUUUCCAAUCUGUACGACAUGUCCACCAUGUCCAUUGCCAAUGGAGAUGCCAUCUUUAUGGCUAAGGUUUGCAUCUAUCAACUGGUUAUGCUCUGGCAAAUCUUCAUCAUUUGCUAUGCCUCCAACGAGGUGACCGUUCAGAGUUCCAAACUAGGUCAUGGUAUCUAUAGCUCCGAGUGGACGGAAUGGAACAAAUCGAAUCGCCGGAUUAUUCUGCUCAUGAUGCAGCGCUUCAAUUCCCCAAUGCUUCUGCGCACCUUUAAUCCUACAUUUAUUUUCAGUUUGGAGGCCUUUGCUUCUAUUGUAAACUGUUCGUAUAGCUAUUUCGCUUUGCUAAAGCGAGUCAACAAUUAGAUGUGGAAAAUGGAGGAAAUGUUAUCCUAAAAACUAUAACUAGAACCUUUGGAUGGGAGCUAAGAAAGUCUUCAGAGCC
Drosophila eugracilis is the source of this 1301-nucleotide messenger RNA. RefSeq names its product odorant receptor 46a. Gene Ontology annotation, biological process: detection of chemical stimulus involved in sensory perception of smell; sensory perception of smell. The coding region runs from base 53 to 1222 and encodes 389 amino acids. The transcript has 2 exons. Gene Ontology annotation, molecular function: odorant binding; olfactory receptor activity. The record is from RefSeq and is a predicted model, not a curated record. Lineage: Eukaryota; Metazoa; Arthropoda; Insecta; Diptera; Drosophilidae. Gene Ontology annotation, cellular component: plasma membrane.